Cebus imitator (Panamanian white-faced capuchin) is the source of this 1977-nucleotide messenger RNA. RefSeq names its product choline kinase alpha (gene CHKA). Gene Ontology annotation, molecular function: choline kinase activity; ethanolamine kinase activity. The coding region runs from base 191 to 1711 and encodes 506 amino acids. Gene Ontology annotation, cellular component: cytoplasm. Gene Ontology annotation, biological process: CDP-choline pathway; phosphatidylethanolamine biosynthetic process. Lineage: Eukaryota; Metazoa; Chordata; Mammalia; Primates; Cebidae. The transcript has 13 exons. The record is from RefSeq and is a predicted model, not a curated record.
CAGCCGCCGCAGCCGCAGCCGCCCCGCGCGCCCAACCGCCGCGGCCCGCCGUCCCCCGCCCCGCCGGCCGGCCAGUCAGAGAGCGGCGAGCGGCCUCCCGCCUGGCCCCCAGAAGCGGGCGUUCGGCCGGACCCUGAGCCUCGUCCUCUCGCGCUGCGGCCGCCCGCGCCUCGUCGGCCGCCUGUCCGGCAUGAAAACCAAGUUCUGCACCGGGGGCGAGGCGGAGCCCUCACCGCUCGGGCUGCUGCUGAGCUGCGGCAGCGGCAGCGCGGCCCCGGCGCCCGGCGUGGGGCAGCAGCGCGACGCCCCCGGCGACCUCGAGUCCAAGCAGCUGGGCGGCCGGCAGCCGCCGCUCGCGCUGCCCCCGCCGCCGCCGCCGCCGCUGCCGCUGCCCCCGCCGCCCCCGCCGCCGGCCGACGAGCAGCCGGAGCCCCGGACGCGGCGCAGGGCCUAUCUGUGGUGCAAAGAGUUCCUGCCCGGCGCCUGGCGGGGCCUCCGCGAGGACCAGUUCCACAUCAGUGUCAUCAGAGGUGGCCUUAGCAACAUGCUGUUCCAGUGCUCUCUACCUGACACCACAGCCACUGUUGGCGAUGAGCCUCGGAAAGUGCUCCUGCGGCUGUAUGGAGCGAUUUUGCAGAUGGUAUUUUUGAUAAAGCUGUGGAAUGGAAAGAGGUCCUGUAAUAAAGAGGGAUCCAAACAAGCUCAGAAAGAAAAUGAAUUUCAAGGGACCGAGACCAUGGUUCUGGAGAGCGUUAUGUUUGCCAUUCUCGCAGAGCGGUCACUCGGGCCAAAACUCUAUGGCAUCUUUCCCCAAGGCCGACUGGAACAGUUCAUCCCGAGCCGGCGAUUAGAUACUGAAGAAUUAAGUUUGCCAGAUAUAUCUGCAGAAAUUGCUGAGAAAAUGGCUACGUUUCAUGGUAUGAAAAUGCCAUUCAAUAAGGAACCAAAAUGGCUUUUUGGCACAAUGGAAAAAUAUCUAAAUGAAGUGCUGAGAAUUAAAUUUACUGGGGAAUCCAGAAUUCAAAAGCUCCACAAAUUCCUCAAUUACAAUCUGCCUUUGGAACUGGAAAACCUGAGAUCAUUGCUUGAAUCUACUCCAUCUCCAGUUGUAUUUUGUCAUAAUGACUGUCAAGAAGGUAAUAUCUUGUUGCUGGAAGGCCGAGAGAAUUCUGAAAAGCAGAAACUGAUGCUCAUUGACUUCGAAUACAGCAGCUACAAUUACAGGGGAUUCGACAUUGGGAAUCAUUUCUGUGAGUGGAUAUAUGAUUAUACCUAUGAAAAGUACCCUUUUUUCAGAGCAAAUAUCCGGAAAUAUCCCACGAAGAAACAACAGCUCCAUUUUAUUUCCAGUUACUUGGCUGCAUUCCAAAAUGACUUUGAAAACCUCAGUACUAAAGAAAAAUCCAUUAUAGAAGAAGAAAUGUUGCUUGAAGUCAAUAGGUUUGCCCUUGCAUCUCAUUUCCUCUGGGGACUUUGGUCCAUUGUACAAGCCAAGAUUUCAUCUAUUGAAUUUGGGUACAUGUACCUGAAUGUGAUAACCUGGUGGCACCAGGGCAGUGUGGCUCAGCCCAGGAAGCUGUGGGAGAAGCCGCUCUCACUAAUGCUGUGGUUGUCUUUGGAGGUUGCCCUCACUUCCAGGACAGCAGACCCCUGCCUCUCCUGCUUCAGAGAAGUGCCAGGUGGUCCUCCAGUCCCGCAGUGGAGAAUGUAGGCAUUUGCACCCUAGAGGUCCAGCACUGAGCUCAGUCCUUUCUGACACGGGAUAGUAAGUGAAGAAGAGUGGGUGGCUCUUGCCCGUGCUGUGGAGGGUUUUAUUUAUCGGUUACCACUUAAUUCUCCAGCCUGUAGUGCCCGACUUCGAGUUGGAAGCUGGUAAUUACUAAAUUUGACCUCCUGUUUUUCGCAGGCAUGUUUUUUGUAAACAAGCUAGGCUAUCAUUUUUUUCUAACUUUAAGAACUGUCAGCCGGGUGCAAUGG